This is a messenger RNA of Polyodon spathula (Mississippi paddlefish), 1360 nucleotides long. RefSeq names its product scavenger receptor class B member 1-like. The record is from RefSeq and is a predicted model, not a curated record. Lineage: Eukaryota; Metazoa; Chordata; Actinopteri; Acipenseriformes; Polyodontidae. Gene Ontology annotation, biological process: recognition of apoptotic cell; cholesterol import; plasma lipoprotein particle clearance. The transcript has 5 exons. Gene Ontology annotation, cellular component: cytoplasm; caveola. Gene Ontology annotation, molecular function: lipid binding; low-density lipoprotein particle binding; scavenger receptor activity. Bases 551 to 1348 code for a protein of 265 amino acids.
UAAGCUAAAUAAUUGUAACAGCGCUAAUUAUCUCAGUACAAAACAGUCAAGAUGUGUCAUUAUUAUAAUAUUAUUGUGCGCUGGUCUCUAAUUGUUUUUAAAAUGCUGUAACAGCGUAUUAACAGCUACCCAUUUAAUGUACAAAAAAAAUAAAAGAAAUAAAAGAAAUAAAGAAAAUUCAGAACAAAGACACAAAUGUUCUGUCUUGCUGACAAAAAAAAAAAAAAAAAAAAAAAAAAAAAAACCCCUCCGCGUCAGUACAAACUACAUUUCCCAGAGCGCCUCGUUUUGUGGGCGGUGCGGAGUUUGCUAACAGCUCUGAAGCAUGUCAGGCUCACGGCACCGUGUGUAAAAGCAGCAGCCCGCGGGGGUUCCCAGCUCAGUGUCUGCGGUAUAGUCAGCAGCCGGCUCGGCUUGGAGGAUUCUUCUGUUUUUUUUUUGCAGUGUCGUGAUUUUUAGGUUGGAUUCCUCAUAACAGCACAGCGGCUGCAGAGUGCAGCGAACACCACUGCCAUAGUAAACGCUAACAAAGUAACUUCGGUAAAGUGGGAUGGCAAUAUCAAGGACUAAGCUGGCUGCAGGACUAGGGGUGGCAGGGCUCCUGACGGCUGUCAUUGGCACUGUGCUGGUGUUCGUCGGACCGCUCAUUGUAGACGAGCAAAUAGUCAAGAAUGUGCAGAUAAACCCCAACAGUGGCUUGCCUUACACCAUGUGGAAAGAUCUGCCUGUGCCUUUCUUCAUGUCCGUCUACUUCUUCGAGGUCCUCAAUUCCAACGAGAUUCUUCAGGGGGAAAAGCCUUUGGUGAGACAGAAGGGUCCCUAUGUGUACAGGGAAUUCCGUCAGAAAGACAACAUAACAUUCCACGACAACAACACCGUGUCGUACAGAGAGUACCGGCAGUAUCACUUCUUCAGGAACAUGUCCAUAGGGGACGAGACUGACAAAGUUGUCAUCCCCAACAUGCUGGUGUUGGGAGUUGCUGUGAUGAUGGAGGACCUGCCCUACGCUAUGAAGCUGGUCUUGAGCACGGCUUUCAAAACUUUCAAAGAGGAGCCCUUCCUCAGCCUGAGCGUGGGGGAGCUGAUGUGGGGAUACAACGAUCCCCUGGUCGACUUUCUCAACAAACACUUCCCAGGCAUGCUGCCAUUCAAGGGCAAGUUCGGGCUGUUCGCUGACUUCAACAACUCCAACACUGGACUGUUCACGGUUCAUACAGGCGUGGACAACAUCAGCAAAGUGCACAUGGUGGAUUCAUGGAACGGGCUAAAAAAGGUAAGGUCAGGGACUGUGUGUGAGGCGGCAGAAACAAGAGUUACUGUACAAAUUCACAUUGUGUCUGUAUACUGAACUUCUAGUAAC